AUGGGUACGGAAUACUCCAGGGAUAUACUUGAUGAAAGCGAUGAGAUCCUCCACUGUCGAUAUCAGCUCAUAUAUACCAUGGGACAACAGCGUUCUUUAGAAGGGUACCCUGAUCGGUGGACAACCAUACAACAAAUUUUCAGUCUCGUGGCAAGCUGCGUCGAAAUCAUCCAGCAAAUUUUUCCCCUUGGAGUUGAAGUGCGCUCACGAAGCGGUUGUUUCCCUUUCUUCCGUAUCCUGCGGCGCGAAGCUGGGGACGCCUUGAUCGAGGCUGUCUGUCAGAAGAUUCUCAGGGGGCAAUUAGAGAACUAUCCGUUCUUCUCGCGACUUCCAAGUGGUGUCGUGCAGGAUUUUAUCACGAAUGUUCAUGUCGCCGCUGACCGUGCGCGCGCCAUUGAAAGCCAAUGCUCAGAGAGCAAUACAUGGAGCCUUCUUCUGAUACUGCGUGGACUUUUUGCGCAUGGAAUCCUCAACUAUGUCCUGUCGUCGCGUCGCUGGCGAGUAGAUUAUGGCUUGGAUCUAAGUCGUAGUCUGCUAGCGGUACCGUAUAGGGCUAAGGAUGUUCCUUCUCUAUUGGCAGAAUCUGGCCAUCCCGAUGUCGCCAUUUCUUUGACUUGCCUGUCCUACUACUACACUCCUGUACAAACAAGACGACCCUUUCUCAGAAUACGAAUCCUGGAUCAAAAAUCGAUGACUCUGUACCAGCACCGUUACGCCCAUCUUAGUGGAGUCAACACCAAGGAUAAGGAGCAAUGGUCCAAUCAUCUCGUCCCCCUUUUCCAGCGGAAUCGUGCUGUUAAUGAUUUCUAUCUGUCGCAAGUCGUCUUUCCCAAGCAGGCGAAAGAGUUUCCUUGUAAAUUAUCCACAUCUGGGUGGGAUCUUGCGGAGCGCAGGGCGAAAGUGACGACAGGCUUCAGCGGCACCAACGACAACCGAUACUUGUUGCCUACGUCUAUCCAACAAUGCGAUCUCCGUAGUCAGCAAGGCACCAAUGCCAAGGUACUGGCAUACCUUCUUCGGUCAGAAAACAACCAUUAUAAAUGUGUACGCAAUCCGCACAACGGAAACAGCCUCACCGCUCAAGAGUUCCUCGAUCUCUUAGUUCAAGAGCGACCGAAGAUCCAAGUUCUCUUGGAUACUUCUUGGGAGCCUGCUGAACCAUUGUUGCUAUCGCCUUUGAAGUACCAGCUCGACAGGUGUCUGGUAUAUCUUGAUCAAGCUCACACCAGAGGCACUGACCUUAAGCUGCCUCUGAGCUUCAGAGCAGCCAUAACUUUGGGCUCCAAAGUGACAAAAGACCGUCUGGUACAAGACGCUAUGAGGAUGAGACAGCUCGGACAGGGACAGUCUGUGAUGUUCUUCGCUCCUCUUGAUAUAGAUCAGAAGAUCAGAGCAAUUGCAGGAAAAUCCGAGUCGAAUGUGCUGGAAACGAUCGAUGUGUUGAGGUGGGUUAUGACAGAAACGUGGGACGACAUUACGCAUCACGUCCCUCACUGGGCACUGCAAGGGCUGGAUUAUUUCGGAAGGAGAGAUGCUUUGAACAUUUUCACUGCGUCGGGAUCCACUGAAUACCAAUAUCUUAUCCCUUGGGUCCAACCAGAGGGUCGUUCGCUCAAGGAAUUAUAUGCUGUGCCUGAGGGUCCAACUACAGCAUUGAACGCCAUGGACAUACCGGAGCUUCGUAACCGCUGUCAGCAACUAGGUGUCAAUUUUGUUUCUAACAACAAUGUUGAUGAAGAGCAGGAAAGAGAAGUCAACCAGGAAAUCGAGCGAGAGCAGGAGAUCGAAAGACCAGCGAAACGCAAACCUGCCAUACACGUGCUCCACAAUGAUGUUCGCCAUUUCAUCGAGACGGGUGUCAUCUUUCGACAGAGUUCCGCGUUCGCGUCUUUGUUCCAGUCGCUCAACGAUCGUCAUUCGUUUGGUACAAGGGUGUGGUCUCCUCGGUUGCUUUGCACAUAUGAUUUUACGAAGACGGUCCUGGAGGAGACUAUGGCCGUCCAGGGAAUACAAGCACCGAUCAAUUCUUCAUUCCAUUCCUUGCGCUCGGUGAACUGGAUUCUAUCAUCCACAGUGGGGAAUGAUUCGCGACUCGUCGUUCUCAGUCCAUUUGAAGUAAACGAAUUGCUGCCCUCCAUACGACAUAGCAGAUUCGUACGCCUCCAUGUCUACGCCCCACGUGUCACAUCGACGACAAAACCCUUUGACGAUCUGCAAUUCCAUUACUUCCCCCGAACUGUGGCUGCCGGCAGACCCUUCACUGUCGAUCAUACCUUGGCGACACAACUCAACAUCUUCUCAGGCCAGUUGUACCUGACCGACUACCAUGCUUAUCGUGCCUUGUGCCUAUUCUUGGGCCUUCACUUACCGGGAGAAACAGACGGUCUCCCUUAUCAAAGUGACGGGUUCAUCUUGCAACGCCAUCGGUCUCGAGAUGGUCGAGUGGACCCCUCUCCCUUUACGAGCAGCCCGGUUGUGUUCUUCAAGGAUUUGGUCGCGCUGCGGAGAAAGGGUAACACGUAUCUGUCAACACAUGUGGGCAAGCUGCUUCACGGACAUUCAUUGACACCGGAAUCAUUUUCCUGA
This is a messenger RNA of Desarmillaria tabescens, 2586 nucleotides long. RefSeq lists its product as uncharacterized. Gene Ontology annotation, biological process: protein deubiquitination involved in ubiquitin-dependent protein catabolic process. The record is from RefSeq and is a predicted model, not a curated record. Gene Ontology annotation, molecular function: cysteine-type deubiquitinase activity; K63-linked polyubiquitin modification-dependent protein binding. The coding region runs from base 1 to 2586 and encodes 861 amino acids. NCBI's taxonomy places the organism in Eukaryota, Fungi, Basidiomycota, Agaricomycetes, Agaricales, Physalacriaceae. The transcript is spliced from 5 exons. Gene Ontology annotation, cellular component: nucleus; cytoplasm.